Aspergillus nomiae NRRL 13137 is the source of this 1503-nucleotide messenger RNA. RefSeq lists its product as uncharacterized. The transcript has 3 exons. Bases 1 to 1503 code for a protein of 500 amino acids. NCBI's taxonomy places the organism in Eukaryota, Fungi, Ascomycota, Eurotiomycetes, Eurotiales, Aspergillaceae. The record is from RefSeq and is a predicted model, not a curated record.
AUGGAUGACUGUAAAGUUAGUGACCCCUUCCGCCAGGGCCAAGAUGAAGUCGCGGGCCACCCCGGCUUCAGACAUUACCUUCAACUCUAUCACUCCAAGGAUCAGCCCUCUGGCUAUCAUUCGGAUGAAUUGCCAUCCGAAGGAUCCAAUCCUCGCAAUUCGGUUCGUGACAGUCGGCGGAAGAUUCGUCGUUCAAAUUCACCACGUCACUCCAAGCACAACGUCGUUCCCCAAUCGAUCUCUCCCCCUGUAUUGUCACCGUCGAAACAGAGUGGGUGGUCAAUCCUCGAUUCCAAGGUGUUCGAAUGCAACUGGGAUCUUUCCGAUCUUAUGAUAGAGCUUCUUAGUGUCCCUCAUGGGUCUUCGGUGUCGGGUGAUUCCUAUGCUCACCCGGAUGUAAUUGGCAUAGAGAAGGACCUUUUCGAUAUGCUGACAUUGACAAAAUCAGAAAAAGGUGUUAAGGUGUUGACCUGUAGGGAAUACGUUGCAGAGAUGUACGGCAAAGAAGGGGUUAGGCUUCUGAGCCAUAUCAUACGAGCUCAGAUGAACGAUGACCACAAAUCCGAUGACAAUGACAUGUUGGUUCAGAUAGGCACGUUGAGCCUUUUUGUUCUGUUGCGACCAUCGCUUAGCCACCUCUGGGACUUACUCCUGUGGGUAUGCCUGACAUUCCGUCGACCAGUGCGGGGAAACGUCUCUGUGUCAACGGGGAUAAUCGAUGGGAAUAAGGUGGCUCUCAAACGUUUAACUCAGUUGGAAAGGCUAGCGAAUAGCUGUUGGCUCAGUCUCUUCGAAACCGCGGUCAUUGCGUCAGACCCUCGCAUUCAGCCCGAAGAGGGAUUCCACUUGAAUCUGAACUUCCAUCUCAUGCUUCAAUUGGCAGCAGUCGAGUAUCCAGUCAUGGUUGACCCUGGCCUGGUACUCAUGGGAUACUCAACUGCUCUCGUCCCUGUGCGGAAGGAUCAUGAAUCAGUCCUCUGGCACCUGGAAACAGCGAACCACGACUUUCAAUUGCGAACCACUGAACUUGCAACAGUCAAGAGAGAUUGGAUGAAGACAACAAAGUUGGAGGACCUCCAAACAAAGACGGUCUUGCUGGGCUGGUGCCCAGAGGCAGUGACGCAACUAGGAACGAAAAAUGUAAAUUCCACAAUCGGAUGGUCUGAUGCGAAGCCCAAACACACUACAUGGAGUUGGACUGGAGCAAGCCUGCAGUUGAUAGCAACGAGCGUAUCUCCGUUUCAGAUUGGAGGAGGGUUCAGCAUAGCCUUUGAGAGAAGAAUCAACACACUACGAUUCAGCCCUCAGAGAAACUAUGCCAAAUGCCUCCGCAGUAGUGCAAUGGAGCCAAUUAUUCUGUAUGAUGCGGCUCACGACCCUUGCGCACCGUUUCCGGGCGGCCACAAGCUGUGGAGUGAGUUCAUCGUACAGUUCGCCGCGCUCCAUUCGGCAGGGGUUGUUAUCUUCGUUGAUGUUGGUCAACAUGGGGGAACUGGCGGCUGA